AUCGCACUGGAAUUUCUGAUUCGCAGAAAUUUAUGCUGUCGGCUUUUAAUUUCUGUAAAAAAUCGUUUGUUUUAUUGUUCACGUGUUGAUAGUCACAUUACUGACAUUACUCAUUAGGAAAUUGGAAGAAUGAAGAUGGAACUUUAUGCUGAUAUUGUACCUUUGUCAGCAGAAAAUUUUAGACAGUUUUGCACUGGGGAGUAUAGAAGAGAUGGUGUGCCUAUAGGAUAUAAAGGAGCAAUAUUUCAUAGAGUCAUAAAAGACUUCAUGAUACAGGGUGGUGAUUUUGUCAAUGGUGAUGGCACAGGAGUAUUUAGUGUUUAUGGAGGUAACUUUGCUGAUGAAAAUUUCAAACUAAAGCAUAGUGGACCAGGCUUACUAUCUCUGGCAAACAGUGGAAAAGACACAAAUGGCUGCCAAUUUUUCGUAACCUGUGCGAAAUGUGAUUUCUUAGAUGGAAAGCACGUUGUUUUUGGCAGGGUGGUUGAUGGAUUGCUGGUAAUGAGGAAAAUCGAAAAUGUACCCAUCGGACCAAACAACAAACCGAAGAUCCCAGUGACAAUAUCGCAAUGUGGAGAGAUGUAAACUCGACAGUUUCCUUGUAGCAAUUCAAUCAGUGUUACCUUUGCUAUCAUGUUGUGGUCUGGCCCAGCCUGGUCACCUGCUCUUGCAUACCUAUUGCUGUCAGGCAUAUAUGAGGUGACUGAUGUAUGAACCAGAUGAUGAUCUCUAUUUCGAAGACAAAACCGUAUCGCAGUAGGAAUUUUCUACGUUAGCUCCUUGCAACACGGUAGUUGGAGGAUCGAACACUGAGAAGACAUUCCCACAUAGACAUUUGCGGUGAAUCUCCAUGGGUCACAAUGUGUUGAGCAGCUGUACAGAUAAGCUCCAGAAGACUACCAAACUGCAACCCAUGUUAUGGCGAUUUGUAAAAAAUUGAAUGUGUCUGAAAGGAGUUUUAUUAUUCCAUGUUUAUGAUUUGUGAUGAGUCGACUAUCAUAAUUACGAGUAGCUACAUUGCGAAAUCGAAAUUCAGCUGUAUCACUAUGAAAUGUGUUAAUACAUUACUGCAUUUAGUUUGACUAAUAAUAAAAUCAUUAUUUUAUAAAAAAAACA
Molecule: messenger RNA, 1116 nt
Organism: Priapulus caudatus
Lineage: Eukaryota; Metazoa; Priapulida; Priapulimorpha; Priapulimorphida; Priapulidae
Product: peptidyl-prolyl cis-trans isomerase H
Exons: 7
Coding region: 130-585 (151 amino acids)
Biological process (GO): protein folding; protein peptidyl-prolyl isomerization
Cellular component (GO): intracellular membrane-bounded organelle
Molecular function (GO): peptidyl-prolyl cis-trans isomerase activity
Source: RefSeq, a predicted model, not a curated record